AUGUCUAGCUUUGUGGGUGCCCUUGUUUCUGAUCAAUGGCUUCAGAGCCAAUUCACCCAAGUCGAACUUCGAACCCUCAAAUCAAAAUAUGUAUCCCAAAGAACUCUGUCGGGACGUGUUACUGUGGGAGAUUUGCCACAUGUUUUCAAUAAAUUGAAGGCUUUCUUUGAGCUUUUUACCGAUGAUGAAAUUAAGGAUGUAUUGGCAGAGUCAUAUCAGAACAUGGAUGAUGAAAUUGACUUUGAGUCCUUCCUUAGGGCACAUUUAAAUUUGCAAGCUCGAGCUAUAGCAAAAGAUGGCGGUUCAAAAAGUUCUUCUUCAUUUUUGAGGGCAGCCACAUCGACUAUUCAUCAUGCAAUUAAUGAAUCUGAGAAGGCUUCUUAUGUUGCACAUAUUAGCAGUUACUUGGCUGAAGAUAAAUUAAUGAAUCACUUGAAGAAAGCUGGAUAUGAGAAACAAGUUACAAAUUUCUCUUCUGAUGUAAAGGAUGGAGAGGCUUAUGCUUACUUGCUAAGUGCUCUUGCUCCGGAAGUUGCAGGCCCAGGUGCCUUGACCACAACUGAUCCUACAGAAAGAGCAAAGAUGGUUCUUGAGCAGGCAGAGAGAUUAGAUUGCAAGCGACACCUCACUCCAAAGGACAUAGUGGAGGGGUCUCCUAACCUUAAUCUUGCAUUUGUUGCUCAAAUAUUCCGGCAUAGGAAUGGCCUUACGAUUGACUAA
This is a messenger RNA of Lathyrus sativus (Indian pea), 720 nucleotides long. The record is from the annotation of a GenBank genome assembly. Lineage: Eukaryota; Viridiplantae; Streptophyta; Magnoliopsida; Fabales; Fabaceae.